AGUUCAACUAAUUCUGAUAAAGCAUUAUUCAGAAACAUAAUUGAUGGGAGACUUACAUAAGGUUUGUUUCUGAUUUCAUAAUUGGCAAAGCUGAGAUAGUGAAUCCUGACUGUUGAAGGGUGCAUGGUGUGAAUCUUUUCACGCAGUAUUUGAAUGACUGGGUGAAUAUUUGGAAGGACUUCUGAAUUAUUUUGGCUGCAACAGAACUCCUCACUGGAUGAUGUGCUCUUGUAAUUGAUCGUAGCAACUGCAUAAGCCACACAAGCAAAUAGAACAUGUAUGCCCAGGACUUAAUCUGGAGGUUCAUAGCUAGACAGAUCUGUACAAGUGGCGUUGUGUUCAGGUGUAACUGACAGGUGAUUGCAAAGAUGUCUAAAACUAACAAAUCCAAAUCUGGCUCCCGUUCCUCCCGUUCGAGAUCUGGAUCAAGAUCACGCUCCCGAUCCUUCUCCAAAUCUCGGUCCCGGUCUCGCUCUGUGUCACGGUCGAGGAAGCGCAGGCUUAGUUCUAGGUCUCGCUCCAGGUCCUAUUCUCCAUCUCAUAACAGAGAAAGGAACCAUCCAAGAGUGUACCAGAAUCGGGAUUUCAGAGGCCAUAAUAGAGGAUACAGGAGACCCUAUUAUUUCCGUGGCCGUAAUCGAGGGUUUUAUCCAUGGAGCCAGUAUAACCGAGGAGGGUAUGGAAAUUACAGGUCAAACUGGCAAAAUUAUCGUCAAGCGUAUAGCCCUCGUAGAGGGAGGUCACGUUCUCGCUCACCCAAGAGAAGGUCUCCUUCACCAAGGUCUAGAAGCCAUUCUAGAAACUCUGAUAAGUCAUCAUCUGAUCGGUCAAGGAGGUCUUCCUCUUCCCGAUCCUCCUCAAAUCACAGCAGAGUGGAGUCUUCCAAGCGUAAGUCUGGAAAGGAGAAAAAAUCAUCUUCCAAGGAUACCCGUGCGUCUCAGGCGGCAGGAGAUACUCAAGGCGAUGAUUCGAAGGAGCAAACGUUUUCAGGAGCGGCAGCUCAAGACACCAAGGCCUCUGAGGGAUCAAAACAGUGGCAAGAUGUGAGCACCUAUGGCACAGGUUCAGCGUCGAGAGCUGCUGGGCCUGAGCUUAGCCCGCGGGAGCGCAGCCCUGCCUUGAAAAGCCCUCUGCAGUCGGUCGUGGUAAGGCGGCGUUCCCCGCGGCCCAGCCCGCUGCAGAAGUCGAGCCCCCCGCUGUCCGGCCAGUCGCAGCUGAGCUCUGCUUUGCCAAGCAGCACCUCCUUUCAGGCCGCUUCCCACCAGAGUCCCUUUGAGCACGGCUCUGGGGGGCUGAGCCCAACAAGGAAGAGCCCGGUGUGCAAAAGCCCCACGCCGCUGGGUUCGGUGUACAGCGCGGCUCAGAAGGAGGACAGUGCGGCUCCCGGAGGAGGAGCCUUCUCCAAAAGGUAUCUGGAAGAGCAGAAGACUGAGAAUGGGAAAGACAAGGAACAGAAAAUAACAAAUGUUGAAAAAGAAAAAUCAAAAGAAAAAGGGAGUUUCUCUGAGUUGGGAUCGACAGAUGGAAAGGCAAAAUCUGACUCCUACGCUUCCAAAACUGACUCCGAGAAGGGAUACCGUGGCAGUCAGUCACCCAAACGCUAUAAGUUCCGUGAUGACUUUGAGAAGGUAAAGGAGUUCCAUAAGGAAAGUCACUACAGCAAAGAGGAAGGAGAUGAGCAGGAGAAGAAGGACAAGGCCAAGGGCCGAAAAGAUUCCGAAUUUGAGGAGGAGCCCAAAUUUAUGUCCAAAGUGGUAGCAACAACUAGUAAAGGCCAGGAUGAGGAUCGGCCAGGAAAAUGGGAAGGCCUAGUGUUCCUACCACCUGGAAAAGAGAAGCAAAGGAAAGGUGAUGAAGCAGAGGAAGAAAACUAUUCUGAGAGAUCUAAGAAAGAAGAGAGACCAGCCUCCAAGCGAGCUGAACCAGGUCACAGGGGAUUUGUCCCUGAAAAGAAUUUCAGAGUGACCACUUACAAAGCAAGCCAGGAAAAAAGUUCUUCCCCACCACCAAGGAAGACUUCAGAGGUGAAGGAGAAGCCAGGAGCCAAAGGAGAUGGACUGGCUCCUGGCAAAUCCUCCUUUUCCAUUACCCGUGAGGCCCAAGUCAAUAUCCGAAUGGAUUCAUUUGAUGAAGAUCUCGCACGUCCAAGUGGCAUACUGGCCCAGGAGCGGAAGCUGUGUCGGGACCUUGUGCACAGCAACAGAAAGGAGCAGGAAUUUCGUUCUAUUUUCCAUCAUAUUCAGUCUGCCCAGUCUCAGCGAAGUCCUUCUGAACUGUUUGCUCAACAUAUAGUGACCAUAGUCCAUCACGUAAGAGAGCAUCACUUUGGGUCGUCAGGAAUGACACUGAAUGAACGCUUUACAAAAUACCUAAAGAAAGGAAUGGAACAAGAAGCAGCUAAAAACAAAAAGAGCCCCGAAAUCCACAGGAGAAUAGAUAUUUCUCCCAGUACUUUUAGAAAACAUGGAUUCUCCCAAGAGGAAACGAAAACUUCCAGAGAUCCUAGCUUCAAGGCUGAAGGGAAAUAUAAGGACGACCCUGUUGACCUGCGCCUUGAUAUCGAGCGCCGUAAAAAACAUAAGGAAAGAGAUCUUAAACGUGAUAAAUCAAGAGAAUCGGUGGACUCAAGAGAUUCAAGUCACUCAAGGGAAAGAUCAGCUGAGAAAACUGAGAAGACUCACAAAAGCUCAAAGAAAAAGAAACACCGGAGGGUGCGUGAGAGAUCCAGGUCCAGUUCGUCAUCUUCACGGUCCUCCCAUUCACUGAAAGCAGAGGAAUACACCGAAGAGACGGAGGAGAGGGAGGAGAGCACCACGGGUUUCGACAAGUCCCGACUUGGCACCAAGGAGUUCACUGGUCCGAGCGAGAGGGGAAGAGCUAGAGGGACUUUCCAGUUCAGAGCCAGGGGGAGAGGCUGGGGCAGAGGCAGCUUCUCGGGCAACAACAACAGCAGCGGUGGCGGCAACAACGACUUUCCGAAGCGAACCAGAGAGGAGGAGUGGGACCCCGAGUACACCCCCAAGAGCAAGAAGUACUACUUGCACGAUGACCGAGAGGGCGAAGGAGCCGACAAGUGGGUGAACAGAGGCCGCGGGCGCGGAGCCUUCCCGCGAGGAAGAGGCCGCUUCAUGUUCCGCAAGUCGAGCACCAGCCCCAAGUGGGCGCACGACAAGUUCAGCGGCGAGGAGGGCGAGAUCGAGGACGACGAGAGCGGAGCGGAGACGCGCGAGGAGAAGGAGGCCCUGCAGGCGGCCGCCGAGUAGCCCGGGGUCCCGCCUGCCCAGAGCCCCGCGACCCUCCUCGCCGGCACCUCGCUCCAUGGCCGGUUGGUUUCCUUUUCCUUUUCUUGGCCACAGGCUUUGAAGACAACGUGGAUUUCGGUUUGUGCCCAUCCUACCCCCGUAGUCUUGACGUUUGUUUUUCUUUUUUUUUAUAAUUUGAAAUAGUAGAGGUUGGGAUUAACUCGACAGGUUAAAUUUUUCUCCCCUAUUGUGUAUUCAAUUUUUUAAAUUCAUACUCUACUUCUUUUAGGCCUUUACGUAUGUAGUAGUAACAUCAAUUAAAUGAUAAUUUUGGAAACUAUUUUUGGUUCUUAUAAAUAAGAAAACAAUGAAGCAUGUGAAUAAACAUCUAAAUGUUAACUUGUUGGGACCAAACUGCGAUGAUUUUUGUUUUGUUUUUUUUAACUUUUGUUUUUAAAUGUAACAGUUGAGUUUAGGGCCUUUUAAGAACCAUUGUUUUUCUUUUAUGUUGAAAGUUAACAAAAUUAGCAUGGUUAAAAAGAAAAAACCCUUUCCCCCGGUCUUCACCGGUGGGUAGCGUGUGCACUGCUAGGCUGGUGCGUGCCCGAGCCCCCCGGCUUUAGGCACUUGGUGUCUCCUCCUCCCAGCCCUCUGCCCCGCAGUGCUCUUGCCAGGGUAAUAGUUUUCUAAGGAACUUCAGAAUUCUACUAGGUUAAAAAUAUAAAAGGAGAUGAGAAUUUUUCAAUAUUUUUUAUUAAUGUUUUUAUAAGACGAGGCAGGUCGCUGCUGUGCUGGCUGAGGAGGGCGGUUCCGGGCUCUUUCCUUCGCCCGGGGCCUGCAGAGG
Molecule: messenger RNA, 4086 nt
Organism: Nothoprocta perdicaria
Lineage: Eukaryota; Metazoa; Chordata; Aves; Tinamiformes; Tinamidae
Gene: THRAP3
Product: thyroid hormone receptor associated protein 3
Exons: 13
Coding region: 369-3263 (964 amino acids)
Biological process (GO): positive regulation of transcription by RNA polymerase II
Cellular component (GO): mediator complex
Molecular function (GO): DNA binding; transcription coregulator activity
Source: RefSeq, a predicted model, not a curated record